AUGAGGCUCACGGCGGAGCUCAUCAAGGACUCGCUUUCCUACCUGAACCCGCUCAAGGAGCGGGAGCUGGAUCUCCGAGGACACCGAAUCCCGGCGAUUGAGAACUUGGGUGUUGCAGGCCCCCAUGAUUCUAUCGACUUUACCGACAAUGACAUCCAAGUCCUCGGAAACUUCCCUCUCUCCCCGCGCAUUUCGACACUGCUGCUGGCGCGAAACCGAGUAGCGAGCAUACAAGCGUCCCUCCCCAACGCGAUCCCGAAUCUGAAGCAGCUGGUGCUGGCGUCGAACAACCUCUCUGAGCUCGCGGAUCUGGAUGUGCUCGCGGGGUUCAAGAGCUUGACGCACUUGGUGCUUGUGGAUAACCCUGUUACGAAGAAAGAGAACUACCGUUACUGGGUCGUCUGGCGCUGUCCGACGGUGCGGUUCCUCGACUACCAGAAAGUCAAGGAGGCGGAGCGGGAAAAGGCGAGAGAGCUGUUUGGUACAGCGGAAGAGCCCACGGCUGCGGCAUCCAAGAUCAUGGGCAUCAAGUCUAAGACACUUGACAUUGCUGCCUCGAACGGCACCGGCCCGGCACCCUCGAAGCUUUCGAGGAUAAAGCUCACGGACAAGGAGAAGGAGCGUUUGAAGGAGAUGAUCAAGAAGGCGGACAGCUUGCAGGAGAUUAUCCGUCUGGAGAAGAUGUUGACCGAGGGCACUAUUCCGGCCGGCGUGCAUUUGGAUGGGGAUACCAAUAUGGAUGGUUAA
Molecule: messenger RNA, 747 nt
Organism: Colletotrichum truncatum
Lineage: Eukaryota; Fungi; Ascomycota; Sordariomycetes; Glomerellales; Glomerellaceae
Product: U2 small nuclear ribonucleoprotein A
Biological process (GO): mRNA splicing, via spliceosome
Cellular component (GO): U2 snRNP
Molecular function (GO): protein binding; U2 snRNA binding
Source: RefSeq, a predicted model, not a curated record